AAUGGAAUCCUAUCCAUAAAACGAGAUUCGAUUCCGCUAAAGCUUCGACGCCAAUGAAUCAAUCGUGCACCUGCGCACCGUCUUUCAAGGGAGUCGAACAUGUUGAAGGUUCAAAGAGUCGACUCCAAUAAUCAAGCGCGUCCUCGGAGAGAGGACUUGCGGCGAUAACAAUGAGGAGCUGUACAUAGGAUAUCUAAAGAACCAUUCGGCUGAGUCUUCUAUGAUUCAGCCACAAUUGACUAUAUCGUAUUACCACCAUUUCAAGCAUUGAAUCAUGGCAGACGCCAAGCCACCCUCUGACAGGCCUCAGAGGAAAAUGUCCACUACAGGGGACACUUUAUACAAGGUGCUGGGACUGGAGAAAGGGGCAACAGCAGAGGACAUUAAAAGAGCCUACAGAAAACUGGCUCUGAAAUACCAUCCAGACAAGAAUCCAGACAACCCUGAAGCUGCAGAAAAGUUCAAAGAAAUCAACAAUGCCAACUCAAUUCUCACUGAUGAGACCAAGCGCAAGAUCUACGAUGAAUACGGUUCCAUGGGGCUCUACGUGUCCGAGCAGUUUGGAGAAGAGAGUGUCAAAUACUAUUUUCUCAUGUCAAAAUGGUGGUUCAAGGGUAUGGUCAUGUGCUGUGCCGUCUUCUCCUGUUGCUGCUGCUGUUGCUGCUGCUGUUUCUGCUGUGGAAAGUGCAAACCACCAGAGGAGGAUGAGAACUACCAGUAUGUGGACCCAGAAGACCUGGAGGCCCAGAUCAAAGCAGAGCAGGAUGGUGGAGGCUCAAAUGUCCCUGUUUUGAUCCAGCCCAGUUCCACCAUCAACACCUCAGAGUCCACACAUUUCGCAGCCAGACAGUCCACGUACAACACCCAGAAAUGAGCCACCUGCCUGUUCCUGGUCCCAGUCAUUACUGAGGGGGUCCUGCUGAUGGACUCUAAGGCCCCUGAUGUAGUGUGCUGCCCGCAAGGCAUCAUGGCACCAGGACUAAAUUGUGCCAUUGCGCCAUUCCCUGACUCUGACCCACUGGAAUCGAGUGGCAGUUUGCCAAAAGACAAGGAAGCCUCUGACAGUCUCACUUCAUCUGUGUCUCCAUUGGUGUGUAUGUCUGUCUGUUUGUAUAUAACUACCCGUUCAUUUCAAAAUAAAAUCGCUAUGAGACUGAUGCCACUGGGCAGUGCUCCAGGUGGGAAGUGGGUUUUACUUUUGGGGUGUUUCUUUUUGAAUCUGGGUAUUUAUUUAAUUUUGUACUUUUUUUUUUUUUUUUUUUUGUGUGUGAUAGAAGCAUGGACAUGAGUGGAAUGAUCCUGUGAGUGCAUGCAAAGCAAUAACAGCAUGCCACUACUAUACAGCAUAGGAACAUGUGCAGAAACCCCUCCCACUUAUCCACAACAUGGCACCUUUUUUUAGUUUGCUUCGUUAGAUGGCAGUGUUUUCCAUUCUCAAGUUUGCAGACAUCUGUUACAUUUACAUUAUAUGGCAUUUCGUUUAAGAUCGAAAUGGUCAAUCAUACGCAAAUGAAAAGACAUAGCUGUGUAACAACUUUUUCUCACCAAAGUUAAGGCAGAUGUCUCACAUGUCAGUUGAUGUGCCAUGCUUGGUAUUUCAAGCCAUGUGCAAUGGUCGUACAUUUCCCUAAAAUCAGAACACUUGAAUAUGCUGUUGAAAGUUGUUUUUUUCUAUGCACUUUUUCCCCACUACCUUCAUAGGAGGCUUCUAAUGCAGACCUAACGGCUUCAACCCUUACAACUACUACUCAACUACGAAAGCGAGAAUAUCUGUAAAUGUGAAGUUUUAGGGGCUGAAAUGGGAUCAACCCUAUUUUUGGUGAACGCUAUGCCAAAUCAUCGAGCAAACCUAUGCUUUCUUUGUGCUCUUAGGACAUAUGACAAAACGAAAAUAUUUUUAAUGAUCUUAUUUAUUUUUAAUAUAUCAGAAUUGAGAUUAAUGUGUAUGACAUGUUCUGAGUGAAACGAUGCACUGUGUAAACUUGAUUUCAAAACUUGGAUCUGCAAGAGCCUCAUUAUUUUAGCAAUAAGGAAAUGCCCGUUGUGUUAAAUGUGAAAGACUCAACAAUAGUCAGCCAGUUACUGUUAGAAACACUACAUUAGAGUCAGUACAUUAGAUGCCAAAUGUUUUCCCUGUAAAUUGUUGUUCCCAAUGCAAUAGUAUAUACUUGUAUUGUACACCAUUUUGUUUCUGUGUGCAAAUAGAAAUGUAUGUAGUAGUUUCAAGUAGUGUAUGGUCAUCUGUCUGUUCUAGUUGUCAUUUUGGGGGGCAUUUUCUUAUAGCCAAGAAGUUUUCCUUCAUUCCAUAAAAACUGGAUAUUGCUUUCAGAGAAUAAACUUGCCAAAAGAAAAAGAGAUGAAAGCAGACAUUCAUUGGGAUAUGAUCGUCUAUGCUCACUGGAUCACUUGAUUUCAAUGCACAAGGCCCAUUUCUGCAGUCAACAACUUACUUUUUUGGCACUUUUUUGGGGUUCUAAUGAUAAUUAUGAUUUUAGAGAAUUUGGGAGGUUUUGACCUCUUCACCAGUGCACACAUGUGAGGUUUAAUGAUGCUGUGUGUAAUAACCUGUUUGAUGAGGGGGAAAAGCCAAGUCUGGUCUGAAUUUACCAACAGCCAAAAAGGAGCCAAGAACCACAGCACUACAUCGCUAUUUCCCUCCUAUUUUUAUUCAACAUGGUUCGUAAUGCAUCACAUAUUUCAUUGUCUGUUUAUAUUAUUGAACCGGAAUUCAUUAAAUAAAUGGGGAUUUGUAAAA
Cyprinus carpio (common carp) is the source of this 2755-nucleotide messenger RNA. RefSeq names its product dnaJ homolog subfamily C member 5-like. The record is from RefSeq and is a predicted model, not a curated record. NCBI's taxonomy places the organism in Eukaryota, Metazoa, Chordata, Actinopteri, Cypriniformes, Cyprinidae.